UACAAUGAGCCCAGUGACAGGCAAUGCAGGAUAUAGGCUGUAAUAUAGUUAAAGCCAGUCUGGGCUGGGAUGCUCCUUGGCGUGUAGGCGGCUCCCCGUUCGCCGUGUGCAGUGUUGUGACCCCGCCGGGCCGCCGUACACGGCAGGUUUCUCAGUAGGCGUGCGGCGGCCAGACAUGGCGGAGGCCGGGCAAGUGCUGCGGUGUACGCGGGAGGACCAUUCCCUGGAGCGGCUGCGGGAUGACUCCAUUCCCACGGAGACCUCAGCGGAGCAGAAAAAAGUGGAGAGUUCUGUGGGCGCCAUUUACACUGCGGUCAGAACCAGCCGAACCGUCAUUCAACUUCGCCUAGAGAGAGAGCUCCACUCUCACUACCUACGGAAAGGACUACAGCAGCUGUCUGAUUCCUACGAGUGCCUGGAUGCCAGCCGUCCCUGGCUAUGUUAUUGGAUUGUUCAUAGUCUGACUUUACUAGAUGAGCCCAUUCCGGAAUCUGUGGCAUCAAAUGUUUGCCAGUUUCUUGCACAUUGUCAGACCGCUGGUGGUGGCUUUGCUGGUGGCCCCGGUCAGCAGGCUCACCUGGCGCCCACGUAUGCUGCAGUUAAUGCUCUAUGCACCAUCGGCACAGAAGAGGCAUACAACGUCAUUAAUAGAGAAAAACUCCAGGAAUUUCUCUGCUCGUUAAAACAACCUGACGGCUCUUUCAACAUGCACAUUGGCGGAGAAGUGGACGUCAGGAGUGCUUAUUGCGCUGCCUCUGUGGCAUCACUAACCAAUAUUAUGACCCCCAAGCUGUUUGAUGGCACUGCAGAAUGGAUUGCAAGGUGCCAGAUUUGGGAAGGUGGCAUUGGUGGCGUCCCUGGCAUGGAAGCACACGGCGGCUAUACGUUUUGUGGAUUGGCAGCCUUAGUAAUUUUGAAGCGGACGCAUCUACUAGAUCUAAAGAGCUUGCUGCGAUGGGUUGCAUUUAGACAGAUGAGAUUUGAAGGUGGCUUCCAAGGCCGCUGCAAUAAGCUGGUGGAUGGCUGCUACUCCUUUUGGCAAGCUGGUUUAAUGCCUCUCCUUCAUAGAACCUUGUAUGCAGAAGGGGAUUCUGCUCUUAGCCAUACAAACUGGAUGUUUAACCAGCACGCUCUGCAAGAAUACAUUCUCCUGUGCUGCCAGUGUCCCAGCGGUGGAUUAUUAGAUAAACCUGGAAAGUCAAGAGACUUCUACCAUACCUGCUACUGCCUGAGCGGUCUGUCUAUGGCGCAGCAUUACGGCAGUGGUGAAAUCCUCCACGAAACGAUCAUCGGAGUACCAGAAAAUUCAUUGAAACCUACACAUCCGGUGUAUAACAUUGGACCCGAUAAGGUAGCCCAUGCCAUCAUGCAUUUUAUGGAAAAAGAGAUUCCAGACAUGGCAAACUGAAAGCUAGAAGAAUAGUCAAAGGACUAAUGACCCUGCACUUAGUGUGUACCACUAUAUAUGCUACCAGCUACAACAUGGAGGGAAGCCAUUUUUCCCACUAGUGAAAGGUCUGAAUAGUGUCCGCGUACACCACGGCUUUCUUACUGUCUGCAGAGAAAGAUCGGCGGGCAGUGUGAUGUGGCGAUUGCUUGACGGCAAAUCCAUAGUCACCGUAACCCCAAUACACCUUUUUCUAUUAAUACGCAUUAAACUUUUGCGAUCAUGAAACUUG
Messenger RNA from Pseudophryne corroboree (corroboree frog), 1679 nucleotides. It is a transcript of the gene FNTB, whose product is annotated as farnesyltransferase, CAAX box, subunit beta. Gene Ontology annotation, biological process: protein farnesylation. The coding region runs from base 176 to 1408 and encodes 410 amino acids. NCBI's taxonomy places the organism in Eukaryota, Metazoa, Chordata, Amphibia, Anura, Myobatrachidae. Gene Ontology annotation, cellular component: protein farnesyltransferase complex. The transcript has 12 exons. The record is from RefSeq and is a predicted model, not a curated record. Gene Ontology annotation, molecular function: protein farnesyltransferase activity.